AUGCCUAGUUAUGAAGUGUUAAGAAGCAACAGUUUAAUCAAUAAGAAUUUUAUGUAUGAUUUCUUUAAGCCACUUCUCGGAGACAACAGUCUUCUGUACAGUUCUGACGAUAAUUGGAGAAGAAGAAGAAAAUAUUUAGCUCCACAUGUACAGGUUUGGAAUGUGAAAGAUGAUAAAAACGUAUUUAUGGAGCAUUCAAACAUCUUAGUGGAAAAACUCAAACAAUUGCAGAAAAAUGAAAUAUUCGAUAUCCUGAAAUGGAUGCAAUAUUGCACUCUUGAUAUAAUUGCAGACAUAGCAGUAGGAGUUUCUCUGCAUUCUCAGACUACAAACGAUCAAGAAUAUGUCUCCGCAAUACACAGAAUACUGAAAUAUUUUCCUCAAUGGCUAUUAAAUCCAAUUUACUGGCUAUCUCCAAUUUUCUUCAUGAGUAAAAUAGGAAAAAAUUACAAGAGGGACGUUGAAAUAAUUCAUCGUUUCGACGAAGAGGUGUUCAAGAGAAAAAAAGAAAAUUUUGUGAAAAGAAUGCAGCAGCAAAACUCCUUAUACAAAGAUGCAGGACAUGAAGAAGAACCAAAGUUUAAAACAAAACAGCGUAUUAUAGAUGCAUUGUUGGAUCUUCAUGUCAAACAAGGUUUAAUAUCGGAAGAAGACGUUAUCAGAGAUAUGGAAGGCGCUAUUUUUGCGGGUUACGAUACAACCGCCCACGCCAUGUCAUGGACUCUCUAUUUCCUGGGAAGAUUCCACGAAAUACAAGAGAAAGUGUAUCUAGAAUUGCAAGAAAUUUUCGAAAAUGAUAUGAAUAGGGAUAUUACUAUCGAUGACCUGACGAAGAUGACAUACUUAGAAUGCGUAAUUAAGGAGUCGAUGAGAAUCUAUCCUCCUUUACCUUUUAUUGCAAGAAAAACUCCUUCAGAAAUGAAAAUAGGUAAUUACCUGUUGCCUGCAAAUUCUUCUCUUAUCAUAAGUAUCUAUGGCAUCCAUCAUAAUCCUACUGUUUACGAUAAUCCCGAAGUGUUCGAUCCAGACCGUUUUCUACCUGAAAACUAUAAAAAUCUUCAUCCUUAUGCAUUUCUGGCAUUUUCUGCUGGUUCACGAAAUUGUCUCGGUAAGUGA
Molecule: messenger RNA, 1116 nt
Organism: Centruroides sculpturatus (bark scorpion)
Lineage: Eukaryota; Metazoa; Arthropoda; Arachnida; Scorpiones; Buthidae
Product: cytochrome P450 4C1-like
Exons: 9
Coding region: 1-1116 (371 amino acids)
Molecular function (GO): oxidoreductase activity, acting on paired donors, with incorporation or reduction of molecular oxygen; monooxygenase activity; heme binding
Source: RefSeq, a predicted model, not a curated record